AUGAUGAAAAGUAGAUCUAAAAGUCUAAGACACCCAUCUCCAACUCUCCGGGGUGCAAACUGUGAUGUAGAACUUUUGAAGACAACAGCAAGAGAUCGUGAAGAACUUAAAUGCAUGCUGGAAAAGUAUGAGCAUCAUUUGGCAGAAAUUCAGGGUAAUGUGAAGGUUCUUACAUCUGAAAGAGACAAGACCUUUCUUCUUUAUGAACAGGCACAGGAAGAAAUUGCCCAACUUCGAAGAGAAAUGAUGAAAAGCUGUAAGUCUCCUAAAUCAACAGCAGCGCAUGCUAUUCUCUGGCAGGUGGAGACUGAAAGAGACGUACUCUUCACUGAUUUACGAAAAAUGACCACAGAACGAGAUAGUCUGCGGGAAAGACUAAAGAUUGCUCAAGAGACAGCGAUUAAUGAGAAGGCUCACUUGGAGCAGAGGAUAGAGGAGCUGGAGUGCACAGUUCACAAUCUUGACGAUGAACGUAUGGAACAAAUGUCAAACAUGACUUUGAUGAAGGAAACCAUAACUACCGUGGAAAAAGAAAUGAAAUCACUAGCAAGAAAGGCAAUGGAUACUGAAAGUGAACUUGGUAGACAAAAAGCAGAGAACAAUUCUUUAAGACAGUCUACUGAAGCCCUAAUUAUGUGUGAACAAGACAUUUCCAGAAUGUGUCGGCAAUUGGAUGAAACAAAUGAGGCUCAAAUUGCCAGGGAAAGAGAUAGCUUGGCACAUGAUAAUGACAAUCUCCAAGAACAGUUUGCUAAAGCUAAACAGGAAAACCAGGCACUGUCCAAAAAAUUGAAUGACACUCAUAAUGAACUUAACGACAUAAAACAGAAAAAAGUCCAAGAUACUAAUUUGGAGGUUAACAAACUGAAGAAUAUAUUAAAGUCUGAAGAAUCUGAGAACCGGCAGAUGAUGGAUCAGCUCCGAAAAGCCAAUGAAGAUGCUGAAAACUGGGAAAAUAAGGCCCGUCAAGUAGAGGCAGAAAACAAUACCCUCAAAUUGGAACUUAUCACUGCUGAGGCAGAGGGUAACAGAUUAAAAGAAAAAGUAGAUGCCCUCAACAGAGAGGUUGAGCAACAUUUAAAUGCAGAAAGGUCUUAUAAGUCCCAGAUUUCUAUCUUACGUAAGUCUGUUGUAAAGAUGGAAGAGGAGCUUCAGAAGGUUCAGUUUGAGAAAGUGUCUGCCCUUGCAGAUUUAUCUUCUACAAGGGAACUCCGUAUUAAACUUGACUCAAGCAAAGAACUUCUUAAUCGACAGCUGGUUGCUAAAGAUCAAGAAAUAGAAAUGAUGGAGAAUGAGUUAGAUUCUGCUCGUUCUGAAAUAGAAGUCCUCAGGAGUCAGAUGACAAACGAGAGAAUCUCCAUGCAAAAUCUAGAAGCUUUGCUCAUAGCCAAUCGAGACAAAGAAUAUCAGUCUCAGAUAGCACUUCAAGAAAAAGAAUCUGAAAUUCAGCUUCUUAAAGAACAUCUUUGUUUGGCAGAAAAUAAAAUGGCCAUCCAGAGUAGAGAUGUGGCCCAGUUCAGAAAUGUUGUAACACAGUUGGAAGCUGAUUUAGACAUUACCAAAAGACAACUAGGGACAGAGCGCUUUGAGAGGGAGAGGGCUGCACAAGAACUUGGCCGCCAAAAUUACUCAAGUAAUGCCUAUCAUUUGUGUUCCACAAUGAAACAAAAUGCAAAAUGUCAUUCACCAGAACAUGCUCACCAUCCAUCUCCUGACCGAGGCUUAGAUCGAUCGUUAGAAGAGAAUCUUUGCUAUUGAGAUUUCUGA
Messenger RNA from Otolemur garnettii (small-eared galago), 1767 nucleotides. RefSeq names its product testis-specific gene 10 protein-like. The record is from RefSeq and is a predicted model, not a curated record. NCBI's taxonomy places the organism in Eukaryota, Metazoa, Chordata, Mammalia, Primates, Galagidae.